GUGGGAUAAUAUGUUUUACAUUGCGUGAAGUCCAGUAAUUCGUGAUUACUGCCUGUGAUCAAAGUGAAUGCGGAGAGAGAAAAUAGAUGCUGUGACUUUAAGAGUGUCGAUUGGUUUCCUUCUUAUUGGAUGGCAGAGAUGGCUGAUGGGCACCAAUAGGAUUCAGAACUGUACAAAGCAAUCUAGUCCCUGCCCCCAUUCAUCCUCGGUACUCCAACACUUACAAUGAAGAGAGGCAGAGGACCGAAGGAGCAAUGCGCUCAUUUUUUAUAAUGUUACGGUUUUAUAUGCGGCCUCAGUAAUAUGUGGGAAUGGUUCUAUGGGAAUCAUACCUGCGAUGAUGGAUUUCAGAAUUUUUCAGUGCAUUAUGUCAAUUGGAAUUAAUCUUUUAUAACGGACCAAGGAUGACAAAGAGAAAGGGAUGUCGAGACUGGAGAUGGCUGGCUCUUUGGUGGCAUCAUUUCUUUCUCUUGUGGAGUACAAUAGACGGACAAACUCGUUACAGCAUUCCAGAGGAACUAAAACAGGGCUCAGUGGUAGGAAAUCUUGCCAAAGAUUUGGGUUUGGGGUUAUCUGAAAUUUUUGACCGUAAGCUGCACGUCGCCUCCGAUGCUGGUAAGCAGUAUUUCAGCAUGGAUGCGGGGAAGGGCGAGCUCGUGGUGAAUGACAGAAUAGACAGAGAGGCUUUGUGUGGACAAAGCGCCAGCUGUGUGUUACCUCUGCAAGUAGUUGUUGAAAAUCCUUUACAGUCUCAUCGAAUUGAGGUGGAAAUAAGAGACAUAAAUGACAAUGCUCCUAGUUUUCUUACCCAAGAAAUUAAUCUUAAAAUACCAGAGUCAGUUGGUCCCGGCAGACGUUUUCCUUUAGAAAAUGCAGAGGACCCCGAUGUUGGGAGCAAUUCUUUGAAAACGUAUACUUUAAGCAAAAACGAUCAUUUUUCAUUGAAAUUCAAGGACACAAAGAGUGGUAAAGCUGUCCCAGAAUUAGUGUUAGAGAAACCCUUAGACCGCGAGAAAAAUGCUUUCCAUCAGCUGCUGUUGACAGCUUUAGAUGGAGGAACCCCAGUCACAUCGGGAACAUGUAAAAUUACAAUUACUGUACUUGAUAAUAACGAUAACUUUCCAGUGUUUAGUGAAAACGAGUACAAGGUUGUUCUAAAGGAGAAUAUCACCACGGGGACGUUUCUAGUUAAACUUACAGCAACAGACGCCGACGAUGGGCUUAAUGGUGAAGUUAGAUAUUCUUUCGGGUCCCGCACUCCUGACUCAGUGUUAUCAACAUUUGCAAUCAAUGUGGAAACAGGAGAAAUUAUAUUAAAGGGCCCAUUAGAUUAUGAAAGUAAUAAAUAUUACCUUAUUGAUAUAACUGCUAAAGACAGAGGGGUUCCCGAAAUGGAGGGUCACAGUCGUGUGCAGCUCGACAUAGAGGAUAUAAACGAUAACGCUCCGGAGAUUGUGCUAACUUCGGGUCCUAGUCCUGUACCCGAGGACGCACGGAGUGGCACAGUCGUGGCACUGAUCAGUGCAAGAGACCUGGACUCCGGUGAAAAUGGCAAAGUGACCUUGCAUCUUUCCAAAAGUUCCCCGUUCGCUCUGAAACCUUCGUUUUCUAAUAAUUAUGAAUUGAUUACCAGCGGUCCUUUAGACCGAGAGAGAUCCUCAGAGUAUAAUAUAGAAAUCAAAGCCACUGAUUCUGGCUCUCCCCCUCUGUCCAGUAAGAAAAUCAUACCUGUCACUAUCACCGAUGUUAAUGACAAUGCUCCUGUAUUCACUCAGAAAACCUAUAAUGUGUAUUUAAAAGAGAAUGGAGUACCAGGCUCUAUCCUGUACUCAGUAUCACACCUGGACCUUUGA
Molecule: messenger RNA, 1853 nt
Organism: Neolamprologus brichardi
Lineage: Eukaryota; Metazoa; Chordata; Actinopteri; Cichliformes; Cichlidae
Source: RefSeq, a predicted model, not a curated record